CCAAAAAAGAAAAAAUAAAAUUUCAAAGAAAAAUUUAACCAAAUAAGAAAAAUAAAAUUUCAAAGCGAAAUCAAUACAAAAUCACUGAAAAUGAAAAACAAUCCUCAAACAUCCCAAAAUAAUCAACGAUGUUCAUGCAAAUACCCAAAAACACUUCUGAUGAAGCUCCAAAUAUCUGCAAAAAUCUCCCAAAUUUUCUAUGAAAAUUCCUGAUAAUUUGAUAGUAAAUUCUUUCAGUAUUUCUAAUAGAAAUGAUUUAUAUUUUGUCAGAAAGCCAGGAUGUAAUGUCCUUAUAUGGGCAUGAAGGGUCUUAGAUUAUUCCCAGUCGUCUUCUGUCCACAUUAAUGAAGAAUAUUACUCUGAGAAAAUAAUGAACAGCAGCAUAAAUAUUGAUUAAAACAGAGAAUAAAACUAAAAUGGCUGCUCGUUGUUCCUCCUAUAAUCCUGCUCACGUGUCAUUUAGAGAUAAACUAUCGUCUUUUACAGCUCGUGCCUCCUUUUAUGGUCACUAUUUACAUUUUUCUAGCAGCAUGGUGAGUGCUGCGGAGCUAAACACGUCCCCCAAGGAUCUGGCGCUACACGUCAUCACGUUCUCUUAUUUGGGCCAAUGAGAGUCGAGGAGGGCGUAAAGGGCUCUAGCGCCGGGUAAAAGAGAUUUGACAGUUGCGGGGCUGUCGCUGAUCCGGAGUGGACUUCCUCAGAGGGACGGAGACCAUGGCGGCGGCUGCUACCUGCGGCCAGCACGGCGCGGCGAUAUCCGCCGCCGUUAGCGGGAAAAAGGCGCACACAGGCCGGGAGCACAGCCGGAGGAGCAGGGAGAACUCUCGGCGGAGACAAGCCGCUCUUUUGUUCCUCAGUAACAUCUCUUUAGACGGACGGCCGGUCCACAGUAACCCCGCUGACAGUGUCGGGAGCCGCCACCAUAAAGACUCGGACUUGGAUGGAGCCGAACCCGGCAGUGCGGCGGGAACAGCCCCCGGACUGUCUCUGGAGCUGGGGAGUAGUAACAGCUAUGGGACGUUCUCCAGUCUGCCCGGGGCCACGAGCUCCGCCACACCGAGGACAGGACUCCUCAACAUCCCGCCUAUCCUCGUCCUGCCGUCGGAUACGGGGUACAACGAUGUGGGGAGCGCAGAGGUGCUGCUGGAUUGCCGCAGAGGCUCGACUCCCUCACCGGGGAACAGUAACUUACUCACGCCGUCCCCCUCCAACACCAGCCUGCUACCGUCCCCUCUGGGACCGCGGAAGUCCUCGACUCUGCUGUCGGUCCAGAGCUGCAACUCGGUGUCCUCAGAGCCGAGACAGAGGACCCGUAACCUCUCCGGUGGCUCUCCCAGACCUCGACACACCAAGAAGAUCAGCUUCAAAAACAUGAAGCAGUGCGACAUGAGAGGAAGCAGGAUCGUGUUGAUCUGUGCUAAGAGGUCUCUGUGUGCUGCCUUCUCUGUCCUGCCCUACGGAGAGAGCUUCUACCUCAGUGACCCCACGUUAAACCACCCCAGGAGGAGACACUCGUCUGGGAACAUCUCCGCCACGCUGGAGAUGCUGCCAGGGCUGGAGGGUUUCCACCUGGACACCUACGGCAGGUCGGUGUCGUACGCACAGUUCCUGUACCCCACCAACGCCCUGGUGAGGCAGAAGCCGGCGUCGGCCAGCGACUUGACGCUGCAGAUCCCUCAGUCCAGGAGCACGCACAGCAUGCCGGGCCGCAGCUUCCCUCCCAGCAGACUGAACAGCACCGUGGGGCUCGACCUCGGUCUGGAGGAUGUGACAGACUACGACCCCAACCUCCUCAGCGACCCCCAGUGGCCUUGUGGGAAACACAAACGUGUGCUGAUUUUCGCCUCCUACAUGACGACGGUGAUCGAGUAUGUCAAACCGUCCGAUCUGAAGAAAGACAUGAAUGAGACGUUUAAGGAGAAGUUUCCUCACAUCAAACUCACCCUCAGUAAAAUCCGCAGUCUGAAGAGAGAGAUGAGGAUAGUCGGGGAGGAUUGUGGGAUGCAGCCCGUCACCAUCGCCAUGGCGUUUGUCUACUUUGAGAAGUUGGUGCUGCAGGGUCGACUCAAUAAACAGAACAGGAAGUUGGUGUCAGCUGCCUGCAUCCUCCUGGCCGCUAAGAUCAGCAGUGACCUGAAGAAGCAGGAGGUCAAACACCUCAUCGAUAAGCUGGAGGAGCGUUUCAGGAUCAGCCGGCGGGAGUUGAUAUCGUUUGAGUUCACCAUCCUGGUGGCCCUGGAGAUGGCGCUCUACCUGCCUGAGAGUAAGGUCAUGCCUCAUUACAGACGUCUGGUGCAGCAGCAGCAGCCGUAGCGGAGCGGCGGUGGCUCCUCCUAGGACCUCGGUGCACCUCUGACCUCCUCAUAGUGACGGACGGAUCGGCUCAGAGACGCCAAGGCUCUCCCUCACUGUGACGGCGGUAGAACGACAGGCCUGGCGCUGCCUGGCUCAACAGCACAGAGAGCAAUGACGCCCUCUCCUUCUCCUAAUAACGCCAAAGUGACGACACUGUGAGAUCCAUCACCUCUCUAAAGGGAAUCAGGCCGAGUUUGGUUCUGAUGUUCCUGAUGGAUGCUCCAUGGGUGGGGUGCUGAUAACACAAUUUAACACUUUAAUAUUAAUGAGGCUGCAGAAAAAGCACCAAUAACUCCGUAUUCAGCGAUGAUCGGCCGGUUUAAGGAGAUGAUUCAGGCUGUGAAGACUCUUCUUUGUCCCCGUCCUCUUUCAGGACGCUCACUCACACUGAUGUCAAAGUUCUAGCACUUUCCUGAGCGUAGUCCUGGUCUGACAUGCUCCUCUCUAUGUCUGCUGUGGUAAUUCUAGAUUCUUCCCUGGCUUUUGUCGCUCUGAUCGUGAGUGUUUUAGCUUCAGCUGUCUUAACAGAAACAGCUGAAUCUGCUGUGGAUGAUCCAGGAGGGGUUUGGGGGUUUAAGUGCCUUGCCUGAUGGCGUUCUGCAUCUAGGUUUUCCUAUGUUGACCCUGCCUUGGAUCCAGGGAUUCAAACCAGCAGUCCCUCUCUCAUUUAUCUGAUCUCUGUGGCCAUCUUCCUCCUCCCUGGUCCAAUGUGAGUUUAGGACUAAGAGCCUGUGGAUGGCCGCAAGGAUGCCAGAGCAGUACAGGACCAAGGUCGCCAUGUUCUCCCAGACCUGACCUGGGUAGUUUGAUUUUAGUGUUUUGUCCUAUUUUUCAAACAUGUCCUCCAGCAUUUUAACGAUCUGAUGCACCACAAAAAUCCUCCUCUGUUGAUCAGAUUUUCCUUUUUCCCAAAACUGGAGGUUCCUUUUUAUCUGAGGUAUUCAGACGUUUGUGUCCAAAAUAUUUAAAAGCCCUAAUGAAAUGCUUUUCAUCCUGAUAAAUCACCAGGAUAACAGAUAAUUAGGUGCAGAUCAUGGCUAUGCUGGUUUCCAUCGCUGCAGCUCUAAAACUCUAAAUAUCCAUGAAUGUCCUUCUGACUUGUUUGUGUUUUAUUUUGGAGGACAGGCUGGUUAAUACAGCAGCUGCUUAGAUAUCCUUCACAAUAAAACACAUACAGGUGUUUUAUUUUGGAGGACAGGCUUGUAGAAAGAGCAGAAGCUAAUGUAGAUGUCCUCCAAAAAAAACACCUGUUCAUGUUUUAUUUUGGAGGACAGGCUGGUAAAUACAGCAGCUUCUUUAGAUAUCUUUCAAAAUAAAAUGCCUGUAUGUGUUUUAUUUUGGAGGACAGGCUGGUACAAAGAUGGCCUGGUGGUUGUCUUCCUGUUUCUCUGAGGGAACUCGCCGUAGCUCCAGAUUCUCUGUGUCCACACUGUGAAGGAACAUCAACCAAAAAGAGCUUCCUGUUCAUUAACUUCCUUUUUUUAUUUAUUCUGUGUUCACUGUUUCAUAAAGGGAGGAAUAUUUAACCAAUCAGAGGCCUCUGUCAGGACGUUUGUUUCCUCAUUCACGGUCAGAGGCGGCCAUGUUGGAAGAGAAACUAUCAUCCAAACGUCUCUGUUGUUUUUGCACUUUUUGCCUUUUUUGUUCCACUCCUCAAACCUUUAUUUAAUCGUUUCGUACCAGUUUUAUUUUUCUAUCCUGAAAACGUUGAUGUUGUUGAAUUCUUCUAUGUUGAAAAACUGACCGGGUCACUGAGAUUUAUUUAUUGUAAAUAAUCCUCCAGAUGAAGAAUCAGGUUUGGAACGUCCUUUCACACAUGCUCUCCUCAGUUUCUAGAACAUUUCACUCAUCCUGGGGUCUCAGGAGACAGGAAGUGAUACUAAGAUAAACUUCCUGUUAUUCACAUGCACAUAAGGCAGUGAACAAACAGCUCAAACAUGAAAUAAUCUGUUUCUAACUGAGUUCACUGUGCAGAUGUGGCCUUUAGAGAUUCACAGGAUAAAAACAUCAUCCACGGUUUGUCUUCUUCUCAUGACCCAUCAGCUGACCCAGCUUCUCCAGCAGACGGCUGGUGUAGAUCUUCAGGGCUGGUGUAGAUCUUCAGGGCUGUUGUAGAUCUUCAGGGCUGUUGUAGAUCUUCAGGAGCUGUUUGAGAUCUUCAGGAGCUGUUUGAGAUCUUCAGGAGCUGUUUGAGAUCUUCAGGAGCUGUGUGCAUGUCUGAUGAGGCUGAGAGAUCAAGUUUGAAGGUUUGGAUUCUAAAGUUGAUUCUUCAUUUUGAGGUUCCACAUCGAUGUUCUUCCUCUGGUUUUGUUUUUAUCAGGUGUUAAAGGGACUGUUUGUUGUGUAUUGAUCUUUUCUCCAGUGUUGGAGCAGGAGAGCUGUUGUCCUAAAGGCUCAUUUAUGUUUGUCUCUCUGCACCCUGCAUUAGCGGUGAGGUUUUAGAGAUGUAAACUUUACAUCCAGCACCUUUGGGAUGAAAAAAUUUCAAUCCAAACCAAUUCUCAGUUCACAACACAUCCUCUAUUUCAUUGGUUCACAUGUGGGGUCCUGAGUCCCCUAUGGGGGGCGCCAAAGAGCUCAGGGGGUGCAAGUCUUCGUCUGCUCUGAGGCUGCUAAAAUUAGAUUUGCACAUAUGGACUAAAAACAGGAUAAAAUAGUAUUUGAAGUAUUUUAUACCAAAGCUACUACUACUAAGAUGCCAAAUAUGAGUUAAAUAAAACAUGCCCAAGAUGCUUUUAACAUAUUUGUAGUCUUUUUAGCAGCUCAUUACAAUAAUAAAGAAUGCAGCGAUUCAUGCUUCAGUUGCAAAAUAUAAAUAAUAAAUAUGUGUGGACUGAAGCAAGAAAAUCAGUGGAAAAAACCCUCGUUCAUCUAAAGCCUCACUGUUGACAGUGCUGUAGGAGACUAGGUGUUAUGGUUUAUCUCGCGACUGUGUUAACUGGUGUCAGUUAGUUGUCAUAAUUAAAACACUGUUAAACACUGAACAUUUUAGUUUUUAUGACGUUAAUGAACACUGAACAAAGAGGCUCUCUGAGUUUGUGAUAUGGAUCCAUUAAGUUCCUUCUGGUUGGUGUGUGUUUUAUUUUGGAGGAGAGGCUGGUAAAUACAGCAGCUGCUUCCUCUAAUGUCCUUCAAAAUAAAACACAAACAGGUGUUUAGUUUUCAUUUGCACUGUUAAAUGCAACGCAUUUGACCUGUGGUCACCAGAUAACAUGGUCACUGGUUAAACCGUUACACCGGUCUUUGACGUGAAAAAGAUGAUCCAUCCUGUUCCUGUUAUCGUCCGUGCUGCACAGCAGCUGUUCGCUGACAUCGUUCGUGUUUUUACCCGGGUGGGCGUGUCUGUCAGACAUGAAGCGCACCUGCAGACUUUUCGUUGGCGCGCUUGUGAGGUCAGGCUUCCUCUGACCUGGGACCAUAGAAUCCACAGUGAGUCUUAGAAAAGGACGGGCUGGGUAAUAUGAGACACAAUCAUGCAAACAUGGCUGACACUGCGAGCUAGCGCUGCUAAUGCUAGCGCUGCAUAGAGCCACACGUCCUCCCUCAUGAAUGAAGCUUCAGUUCCUCCUCUCUCCUGCUCUAACACGGUCUGAGCUUAAGUUUGCACUGAGACGUUUCAGAGCAGACGUUCUUUACUCACGUCUCUGUGAAGGGAACAAAGAACAUUCUAGCAAUAAAAAACAGCUGUCUUUGUAAAUAAACCUUAAAGAAGCACUACGACUCCAUGAUGACCAAAAACAGGAGCUUCCAAAGAUGUCUUCUCUACAUUAGAGAUCUGUCAUGUUGACUCUGUGCAGCUUUAUUCUGUCCUCUGACCUUCAUCCUCAUCAUCCUCUUCCUCUUUGUGUUGAUGUGCCACAUCAUUUAUUCUCUCCUCACCCUUCUUUAUUUAAACCUGCUGUUUUAAUUUUCUCUGAGCACUGAGGCUUUAAAGGGAAUAUUUAACACGUUUAUACGGCUCCAUGUCUGAGUUGUGUUUUUGUUUUUGUAUCGACAACAUGGACGGACGGCGCCGCCGUUGGUCCAGGCAUCCUGUAUGAAAUCUUAUUUAUGUAGUUUCAGGUUUACCUGCUGUUUCCAGGCGUGGAUUCUAGAGAAACCACCAUGUGACCAGAAGAUCUAUUUUUAUAUCGCCGUGCUGCGGUGUCUGCUACAGACGCCACCGUCCACGGCUGAUGUUUACGGUGACGUCUGUCUCACUGCAGCAUGGUUCUGAUCAAGAAGAAAGAAAUAUUUAUAAUUAUUUUAUAAAAGAUUAUAGACCAUAUACUGUUUAACUGCCAACGUUCAAUCAUGUUAACUUUAUUUUCAAUAAAAUAAUGA
Molecule: messenger RNA, 6678 nt
Organism: Cheilinus undulatus (humphead wrasse)
Lineage: Eukaryota; Metazoa; Chordata; Actinopteri; Labriformes; Labridae
Gene: cables2b
Product: Cdk5 and Abl enzyme substrate 2b
Exons: 10
Coding region: 715-2313 (532 amino acids)
Biological process (GO): regulation of cell cycle
Source: RefSeq, a predicted model, not a curated record